AUGCGGAAUGGCAUCUCGAGACGCUGCACGCUGACCGUUCUGGUAAGCGUGACAGUGUCGUUGGCCCUGCUCGUGCUGUACUACGUGUACGAUGUGGACGUGUUAAGCACACCCAGACGUAUGCUCCUGCAGCGUUACCGCGACCAGACGGAUGACCUUGAACGUGCCGGUGGUUUUCGAUUCGAGUACACAACCCGUGGACUUGAUGCAAGGUAUCCUACGCCACCGGGAGACAUGGGCCAGCCGGUUGUGGCCAAUACCAGCAACCCGGACGUUUCAGAGCUGGUCGAUGCUGGCAUCAGAACGCAAGGCUUCAAUCAGUACGCAUCCGAUCUGAUGUCAGUUCGGCGACGUUUACCCGAAAUCCGUGAUCCUUGGUGUCGUGUACCGGGCCGCUUCAUAGCGAACCUUCCGCAGACCUCGAUCGUGAUCGUGUUCUACAAUGAAGCAUGGUCAGUCGUGCUGCGGACGGUUCACUCAGUGUUGGACCGAUCUCCGGCCCAUCUGGUGAAAGAGAUCGUGCUCGUCGACGAUAGUUCUACGUUGCCAAAUCUUAAAGCCGAACUGGACGAGUACCUGCAACAGUACGAGAAGGUGCGUGUCAUCAGGGCACCGGCCCGGUUGGGGUUGAUUCGAGCAAGGAUUUUCGGUGCGAAAAAUACGACCUCCGAGGUGAUUACGUUUCUGGACGCACACGUAGAGUGCACUGUCGGUUGGUUGGAGGCCCUCCUCGAUGUGGUAGCUCGGAAUGAUACCACUAUUGCCAUCCCCACCAUCGACUGGAUUGACGAGAAGAAUAUGGCGCUGGUGUCCAACAAGUCACUCGGCUACAUCGGUGCGUACGAUUGGGAUCUCAACUUUGGCUGGUGGGGUCGCUGGUCCAUGAAGAAGCAGUACGCGAACAAAGUGGAACCGUUCGAUACGCCCGCGAUGGCCGGAGGGCUAUUCUCGAUCGAUAGGAAGUUUUUCGAGCGACUCGGAUGGUACGACGAAGGGUUCGAUAUCUACGGCAUCGAGAACAUCGAGCUGUCGAUGAAGAGCUGGAUGUGCGGCGGAAAGAUGGUGACGGUACCGUGCUCCCGAGUGGCUCACAUCCAGAAGGCCGGUCAUCCCUAUCUGCGCAACGAGAAGAAGGACGUGGUACGGGCGAACUCGAUCCGGUUAGCGGAGGUGUGGAUGGAUGAGUACAAGCAGGUGAUCUUCGAUAUCCAUGGGAUACCGCACUACCUGGAGGAGGAGUUCGGUCCGAUCGCUGAACGGAAGGCCGUUCGGGAGCGGGCCGGAUGUCGCAACUUCCGGUACUACAUCGAGAACGCCUUCCCGGAGAUGCGCAGCCCGUACGUGGCGGGUGCAUUCCGCGGAGAGGUACACAAUGUCGUGCUGGGCAACAGCUACUGCUUGGAUUUUCGACGGGAGGGUAACUUCUUCGGGAUGGCUCCGUGCGAUGGCAAGCAGAAGACACAGUACUGGGCCCACAACUACUAUCAGGAACUGAACAGCUACCGAUACUGUAUCGACUACACCGGGACGACUCUCGCCAUGAUCGGAUGCCAUCGGGGACGGGGCAACCAGGCGUGGCGCGUUCAAACCGAUACCGGCCAACUGCAGAGUGUCAAGCACGACAAGUGUCUCGCCCUCAACCCGUCCUCUAACGUUACGCUCACGAUGGAAACGUGCGACCCGCAGAGGGACUCCCAACGGUGGACCAUGUCGUUUAUCGAGCUGGAUGUUACGCCGUUCCAAAAGAAACCCUAACGUACCUCGCGGUUUCCGGCUCAAGCCUUCGGUGUCGUAUCGCACACGCUCAAUUCGAACCCGAAAAGCCCCUAAUCGUUUCGCCACCUACUUAUCUACCUCCGAUAGCAUCGCCAACGACGUGGAUAGAGGCGGUCGAGGCUUAUCACGCGUUAACGCACGUCGACUUGAAGUGCUGUCCAUCCAUCCACCCAAUCGGACGGAAUCAGGUCAUCAAAGACGGCAGAAGGGUACUGCCUAUAUCAAUCGAGCGUCAAUUUGCUUAGUUUUGCCAUCACGUGUUUCAUGUGUUUGAAAAGUUUACAUUUAUCAAUGGCUAACGAACGCUUGAGAGCUUUUUAUCGUGAAAAUGGCGACGGAAGCGGUUUGAAGGGACGCAUUAGCGCAUAUUUAGUUGAGUACGAGACACACAAGCAUCCUGCACGCAUCACAUCCCGACAGUUGCCCCAACAGUGUAGAGAUUCGAAGCGGUAUUGUCUGUGUAAUAUAAAAUGUAUAUAAAAUAAAAUGUGUAAGAUAAAGUUGAACCAAA
Anopheles coustani is the source of this 2287-nucleotide messenger RNA. Its product is annotated as putative polypeptide N-acetylgalactosaminyltransferase 9. Bases 1 to 1755 code for a protein of 584 amino acids. The transcript has 4 exons. Gene Ontology annotation, cellular component: Golgi apparatus. NCBI's taxonomy places the organism in Eukaryota, Metazoa, Arthropoda, Insecta, Diptera, Culicidae. The record is from RefSeq and is a predicted model, not a curated record.